Molecule: messenger RNA, 4924 nt
Organism: Seriola aureovittata
Lineage: Eukaryota; Metazoa; Chordata; Actinopteri; Carangiformes; Carangidae
Gene: tacc1
Product: transforming, acidic coiled-coil containing protein 1
Exons: 14
Coding region: 565-3318 (917 amino acids)
Biological process (GO): cell population proliferation; cerebral cortex development; mitotic spindle organization
Cellular component (GO): cytoplasm
Source: RefSeq, a predicted model, not a curated record
CUGCUUCAGAGUGGAAGAGCAGCCUGACAGGGAAGUACCAUUCUCCAACCACAGGGGAACCCGUUUAGCUGAGCAUAGAAAAGCUGCAUUCAAGCUUCCUGCCUACCCCCCCUCUGCUUUUUCUGUCAGUGGACUGGCCUGAUGUGGAAGGGAGAGGUUGGAGGGGGUUCAGAAGAGGAGAGAGUGAGAACAGCAUUUUGGAAACCAGCUGAUCAGAGCUGGGGUAUUCUGCCACAUAGGUAGAGGGAAGAGGGAUCGUGACUAGAAAAAAGAGAAGACGAAGAAGAAGAAGAAGAAGAAGAAGAAGAAGAAGAAGAAGUCUUUGUGAUUUUUAAGACUGAGAAAAUACAAAUAGAAGAGCGGGAAAGAAAUGUCUCCCUCCUUUCAUGAGAGGCUGGGAACUCAUGUGAAGAGAGAAGCCCUGUGGAAAGAUGUGAGAGCUGUUGGCAGGGUGGAAAUCUGAGGAAGAAACACACAGAAAAGGAUCAGUCCAGCGCUGGAAAACAGCCCUUGCUGUCUGUGAUUCAACUGAGGGGUUGAGGAACCCCAGUGGAAAGAGAAGUGAUGUCUUGGCUGUCACCUGUGUCAUGGGCCAAAUGGACGUGGACGGCAGUGCGAGGGGGAGAGGGAGAAGAGGAGGAUGAAGAGGGGCAGGAGGCCAGCGAGGAGAGGGAGCAACGUGGAGAGAGACGGGAGGAAGAGGAGGAGGAGGAGGAGAGAUCUCAAGGCUGCAGCUCUGACUCAGAGGGUCAUUUUGACACUCCUGAAGCAGCAACUCCUGUCCGCGCCCCGCCGCCCAUCCCAGGAGCGCUGGAGAACAACAACACUGAUGCAGACAAAACAGACUUGGAUCAGGAGGAGCACCUGAUAGUGACUGCUCCUGCCAGGGAUCUGGAUAUUUUGCUCAGACACAACAUGGGUCAGGAUGAACCUGCUGUCCACAUGGGUGGCCCACUGGAAAUAAACAUGCAGACGCUAGACACAGAACAAGAAAAGAAUCUUCCAGAAGCUUUGGGCUCUGUGCCUGUCCCUGAUUCAUCCUCAAUGAAGGAAACCCCUGAAGUGGCUAAAUGCACAGCACCACCCUCUGAGCCAUCCCAAGCACCAGUCCCAAUCCUAGUCAGAGAUCCUGUCCCGGAUCUGGCUCCAGCUCCAGCUCCAGCUCCAGCUCCAGCUCCAGCUCCAGUUCCUGCUCUAACCCCAGAGCCAGACUCAGUACAGAGCAGUGAACCUGCACCAAUCCAAGCUCUGGAGCCCCCUGAGGAAAAACCUCUUGCAGUCUCAGAAUCAGAGUGCAAUGGUCUCCCCAACCAAACAGAACCUAUUCGAAAGACUAAAACCAGCAGCAAAUCUAAGCCUCCAUCUCUGAAAAUGAAGGCCUCGAUGAAUGAGCUUGCUCAAACAAAUGAGGAACAAGAACUUCCUGUUCCCAAGGCCACAUACAACUUUGACCCUGACCAGCUGGAUGUCGGUUUUAACCCCUUUACCAGCGGUGGAUCAAAAAUUCAAAACUCUCCUCCACCUUGCGGUUCAAACUCUCUACCCAGACUGGAGCCAAUUGGUUGCUCAUUUCCUGAUUCAGAGGCCAGCUCAGCAGCUCCAGCAGCUCCAGCAGAUGCAGAGGUGACAGAGUCUUCAUCAGAGGCGAAACCUGUGAUGCUGGAGUUCGGUCUGGACGAGGGGACGGUCAGCAAGCCACCUCCAAGGAAAUUAGGUGGAAAAAAGACAAUCAGCAAACUCGCAGCUAAAAAGCAGAGGCCCAAAGGAUCAGAGGCUUCCUGCAAACCUGCGCCAGAACCCACAGUGUCAGAACCAGUUUCUCAACCAGUACCAGAACCAGUUUCCCAAUCAAUAUCAGAACCUGUUUCAGAUCCUCUUCCAGAAAUUUCUUUGCCAGUUUCAGACUCUUCAGCACCUGUGAACCUUGACGAUGUUCCUAUUCCUAAGACAGGAACAUAUAACUUUGAUCCCAGUCAGUGGGAUGACCCGAACUUCAAUCCGUUUGGUAGCAAUAAUAAUAUGAGCAGCUCCCCAGUGCUCCCUAAAGGCAGCUACAGCUUCAACCCAGACAAUUUUGAUGACUCUGUGGACCCUUUUAAACCCUCCAAAAGCCUGAACACUGAGGACUCGUCCAGUAGCACCACUGAGCCUGAGAAAAAAGUAAAAGAUGGAGGCAAACAGAAAACAGGGCACCCGCCUAGUGAGAAGAAAGUGAGGCAGAUUGCCAAGAAAGGCAAAGAGAAGACAGCCACGACAUCUGAACAAGUCAAGCUUCUCUGUUUUCUGUUGAAUUCCUGUAAACUACAGAAAUAUGAUGAAAGCCAGUCCUUGGUGCUUGACGUGUGUAAUCAGGAGGAAGAUGGGGUGGUGGUUCAGACCCCAGAGAUCACUCAGCGGGUCCAUCACGCCACCGAUGAGGAGAAGUUGGCCUCCACUGGCAUCAUGGGUCAGACAACAGACAGCCAGGAGGAGAGAGGAGAACCUGAAUGCAAUAAAGCACCUGCAAAGAAACACCCAGUUGAUGAAAUAUCCAUUAGGGAUGGUCCUGAAGUCAAGGUUGCAGAUCACCAGGAGGAGAAGAACACAUGCAGUAUGAAAGAUGAUAUAUGUGAGAUAUCCACAAACCAAACAACAAAGGUAGACAGCAGUGAUGUCACGGACACAGCAACCCUGACCCAGGAAAACAUACCUCUGAGUGAGAUGGACAAGGCUGCAGUGCUCACUCUGAUCAGAGAAGAGAUUAUCACUAAAGAAAUCGAGGUCAAUGAGUGGAAGACAAAGUUCGAAGAAAGCAGAGCAGAGGUUUUUGAGAUGAGGAAAAUAGUUGCAGAAUAUGAGAAGACAGUUGCACAGAUGAUUGAGGAUGAACAGCAGCAGAAGACCCUGUCCUGCAGCAAGUCAGUCAGGCAGUUGACCCUAGAAAGGGAUCAGGCCCUGGCGGACCUCAACUCUGUGGAGCGCUCCUUCGCUGACCUCUUCAGGAGGUAUGAAAACAUGAAGGGAGUUCUGGAGGGCUUCAAGAAGAAUGAGGAGGUGCUGAAGAAGUGUGCGCAGGACUACCUAAUAAGGAUCAAGCAAGAGGAGCAACGAUACCAAACCCUCAAAGUGCAUGCUGAGGAGAAACUGGACAAAGCUAAUGAAGAGAUAGCCCAGGUACGUGCCAAGGCCAACGCCGAGGGUGUCGCACUUAAUGCCAGCCUGAGGAAGGAGCAGAUGAAGGUGGAGUCACUUGAAAGAGCUGUCCUUCAAAAGAAUCAAGAGAUCGAGGAGCUCACCAAGAUCUGCGAUGAACUGAUUGCCAAACUGGGAACUGAAUAAGAGGCCUUUAAUCGAACUCUCAUUGCAGCAUGUGAUGUAAAUUCUGUAUAUGAACACACUUCAGCACAUCUCAACUUUGUUUUUCUUUCUUUUCAAAAGUAUAUAAUAUUGAAAUACAGAUUGGUUGCACUUGCUCAUAUUGAUUUCAGACUGAAAUAUGAAACCAUAACAAUAAUGUCAUUGUGUAAAUCAAAAAGCACAAAGUUAUCAUGAGGGGUAUUUUCAUUCUUUUGAAGGAGAAGCAUUGUGAUGACAUUCCAGCCAUGAUUUUUUUUGGGAUCUCUAGUAAUGGAUUUAAAGGAUUAUUUUGAGGUUAAAUGAUUAAUCCAUUAUCAAACUAAGGGAAAGAAAAUGUGGACAUACAUAUUUUACCACAGCACGUCCACAGUGUACUACAUAUAGACAGAACGGACGAAUCACUUCAUGGAGUGCCUAAACUGAUCAUAGCAUAUUCAGCAUUUCCUUUGACAUGCAGACAGUUUAAUUCUGCUGAUUAUCCUCUUUCAUCCGCAAAUGAGCUGUAAGUAAUAUUACAGAGCAUUUCUUAAGUUGCCUUUUGCUUUGUUUGUCUUUCUUGUUUCACAGGGUGACAUAUGCAGUGUGUGAUGAAGUCCUCAGUUAUGCAGAUUUUGAAGUUAAAGCACAGCGUUUUGACAUCUUGUACAUUAUACCCUCAUACAUCUCUGGGAUUGUUAAUUAUGAAGAGCACUUAAGAGAAUCACACUUUACACACAGUUAUAUAGUAUCUUGAUGGGAGUUUGACAGUGAUGGGUGGAGGUGAAAGUUUAAAGCAGUAAAAACUUUUCUCUUAUUAUACUGCAAUAUUAAACUAUGUGCCAUGUUUCAUUUUCCUUCUCUCUGAGUAUGGAAAAAGGCACAUUCUUCCGCUGCCAUGUAGAUAUUUUUGGAUUGUAUUCAUAUUUUAUCUGUGAGCCCACGUGUUGCUGGUGUGCCUUUAUUUUGUCUAUGUAAAACAAAAAAAACGUUUUGGUUUUUUAGUUCCUCCAUGCAGUUGUUUGCUAACUCUGUUGCCAAAGUGUACUGUAUACAUUAUAUUUCUUGUACAAUGAAAAUAUCUUGAACAACAAAUAUCUUGAGUUAUAAUGGGUUUGCAGUUUUAAUGCUUUACCUACAGGAACAGAUCAGUGAGCAAUGUGUGCACAUGAUGAACAACAUUACUCUUUAUUAUAAAGGCCUGUGUUUUGGGAGCAGAUGAUCAUUAUGCAGUAAAAUGUCCACUCAACAUUUUCUGGUCUGAUUGAACUUGAAGGAGCACAAAAGCGCAUUCUCGGUCAGACAUGUAUCUCAUAUAAAGGACAGACUUUUGCAUGGAAACCUUCUUUUACGUCAGCACAAUCAAUUGCCAAAUGUCAGUGUAAAAAUCAGAUGGUUUCAGUGUGACAGUGUCCUGUUGUAGUGGUGUUACAGUAGUCCGAAGGUGAUUUAAAUGCAAAUCCAUUGUCACAGUAUGUAUAAAUUUUAUACUUUAUGAAAAGAGUAUUCAGAAUUUUGUUCCUGAUAUUUGUAAAACUGAAGAAUUGGGUAUACUCAGAUUGUAUGUUAACUGCUAUAUUUUGUGCAUUCCUGAAUAAAUGGUUAAGAUUUA